This is a messenger RNA of Bursaphelenchus xylophilus (pine wood nematode), 2855 nucleotides long. NCBI's taxonomy places the organism in Eukaryota, Metazoa, Nematoda, Chromadorea, Rhabditida, Aphelenchoididae. The record is from the annotation of a GenBank genome assembly.
AUGUUUUUAUUUUUGAAUAUUGUAAGUACCUUCAAAACGGACAAUUUGCGGACAAAAUUUCAUAAUUUUGAAAAUUUUAUUUUAUACGUUAUUGUUAAAAUCAUGAGCAGUUGAGUUUGUCUAGAAGUAAGUUAGUUAUUUUUCCUAAGAUUUUUGAUGACUAAUAGACAUUUUACUUAUAUUUUUUACUGUUAUAUCAAAGUCAUCUAAUUUUGCUGUUUUUGUGUUUUCGUCUUAAUAACAUGCCAUUUCCGGUAAAUUUUCAAAUAAUUCAUUUACAGAUCUUCCCCUUUUUUCGUUCUUUAAUAAAUUCCCCGCCCUCGAGAAAUUUUCCAACCAAAUUUGAGCGAAUUCCAAUCCAAAUACCAUCGCCAUUGUCCAUGUAUAUAUAAUGUUUGUAGCUAUGAAUGAGAAUGAGCCCGAUCAAAGCAGCGGAUCGUUCCAUGAGGUGUCUCUAGCCGGUCUGCCCGAUCCCAUCAUGACCAUCAAAACGAAGAAGGAAAGGGCCCCCAGGUAAAAAAAAAUAAAGACAAAUAUAAACUUUUAUUUUGCUGUGUUGCUUUUGCUUAUAUUUCUUUCCUAACAGUGUGUAAAUUCUAGUCCUCUAACCUCCAGUAAUUCCAUGGAUUCUAGUGACAAACAGCCGGCGAUUACACCCAAGGGAUAUGUCAUCAUUGUCGUACUUUUCACCAUCAAUCUACUCAAUUAUAUGGAUCGGUUGACGAUAUCAGGUAUUUUUCAGAUAAUUUACGGAAUUCUACGUUUUCUUUUAUCAUCCUUGGUCAUAGAUUAUGUUUCACAACUUUAGAUUGUUGGAUAAAGUGUGAUAACUUCGUAUUUUCAGCGGUCCUAACAUCGGUAACUCGCUACUAUGACCUAACAAGUUCCCAAGGAGGUCUUCUCCAGACAGUUUUUAUAGUAUUCUUCAUGGCUGUUGCUCCCAUUUGUGGUUGGCUGGGUGAUAGAUAUAAUCGAAAAUGGAUCAUGGUUGGGGGUCUUCUUGUUUGGAUCGCCGCUGUAUUGGCAUCAACGUUUGUCCCAUCAAAUGUAGGUUUGUCAUCUACAUUUUUUAUUACUGUAUAUGGUUUUAGAUGUUCUACUUGUUCCUUUUCUUCAGAGGGAUGGUGGGCACUGGAGAAGCCUCUUACUCAGUCAUAGCGCCCACAGUUAUCGCUGAUAUGUUCAAAUCAACCGUGAGGAGUAAAGUUUUAAUGGUCUUUUAUCUGGCUAUUCCAUUGGGAAGGUAAGUUGAGUCGGGAAUUGUAGGAGAUAAAGUAAUGGUAAUACUAAUUUAACUUCUUUUUCAGUGGUCUUGGCUACAUGGUCGGCUCAACGAUAUCGUCAGCGAUGGGCGCUUGGCAAUGGGGACUUCGGGUGACUCCAAUCUUUGGAGCUGUUUGUGUCUUCAUCCUUGUUUUAUUUGUGGAAGAACCGGAAAGAGAAGUUUUGGAGAAGGUAAAGGAUGAUGAAAAUGCAUCCAUCUGGAAGGAUAUCACUUAUUUACUUAAAAAGUAAGUGAUUUACUACAUAUUUGGAUUUUUACAUAUGAUCUAUUUUAUGACAUAUUAUUUUAGUAAGACUUACUUCUUCUCUACUUGGGGCUAUACUUUUAUUAUCUUUGCUGUCGGAACGUUGAGUUGGUGGGCUCCAUCUACGAUUGAAUAUGCGAUAGCGGAUAGGAAUGGAUUAAAUAGUACCGAAGAUCUCGAACCUUCGGAGAAGGAUUCGUAAGUUUUGAUAAUAAUAUAAAAUCAUGGUGAAUUCCAGAGUUGGCACAAUCUUUGGCGGCAUCACACUGAUCUCUGGCCUAGUUGGAGUCAUCACGGGCACUCUGUUUGCAACAGCGUGGAAGAACGGAACUUAUUGCUUCAAGAAUCACUCCAGUAUCCGGGCUGAUGUAUUUGUUUGCAUAAUUGGUUCAGUCAUCGCGACUCCCUUACUUUUUGUGGCUCUUUAUACGAUUGAUGUGGGAUUGACAUUGGCUUAUGUAAGUUGCGCAAUAAUUUAUAAAAUUUGUAACUCUGUGCCAUCUCAUUAUCGCCAUCCAUUUCUUCAGAUUUUUAUUUUCUUCACGACCACUUCGCUCUCCCUCAAUUGGGCCUGUAAUGUUGACCUUCUCAUGUAUAUUGUUGUGCCGAGAAAAAGAAAUAUUGCGAGUGCAGUUCAGACCUCAGUCGGCCAUGCUUUUGGAGACGCCUCAGGUCCUUAUAUCGUCGGAUUUAUUUCCGAUUUAAUUUCUAAAGGCGACUCUUCUCCUGGAACGAAGUUUACGUCGUUGAGGACAGCUUUCUUACUGCCAAAUGCAUUACUAGUGCUGUCUGGAAUCAUGUACAUUAUCGCCGCAUUUACACUUCCACAUGAUCUGAGCAAAUUGGAGAACAUUGAGAUCCGUAAGCAGAUCUGAGAUGUUAUACGUGAUGUGCUUUUGUGUUUUUUUUUGUUUGCCUGCAAUAAUACGUUUUACGCGAUCAAUUUUGUUUGUGAUAAGCUUGUUAGAGACGUGUUUGAUGACAUCACAGUUUCACCUUUGUUAUGAAUUAGGGUUUUUAAGUCGUCAAUUUGACGCGUUGUCGAAUUGCCAUCAUUUUCGUCAUGUCAAAUUGUUCUGUCAUUUUGAUGGUCAAGUUGAGCUUUUUUGGAUUUUUUAAGAUUUUUUCCAAAUAUUUUUGUGAAUAUUAAUUUUCCCGCUGCUUUGGCAUUGUGUUUUAAACCAAGACGAUUUGAAUUUUGAACCAAUCUGAUUUUUUGGCAUUUUAGAAUACCACAAAGGGACAGAGACGAUAAAUUCGAUCAAGAAACUGAAGAAUACGGUCGGGGAUUCCACCAAAGAAAAGUACAUGCAACAGGAGUACUGA